AUGGCCGACUUCAUCACAAAUCUCUGGCAGUCCGUCUUUACGCCCGGCACAACUCCCACUCUCCUGAUCGCAACCAACGCUACAUUCGCCUGCCUCCAAAUCCUCCUUGGAGGUUUGCUUUUCGCGACAUAUAGCAUUCACUUUGCGAUUUUGAGUUUCCUGUGCGGUGGCCUGUGGUAUAGCAUCAACUGGUUCGCAUAUGAGCUUCAACAAGCAAAGGGCAAGGAAGUGGAGGCGGAGCGUCUACGUAAGAAGAAGCGAGAAGAGAGCGAGUGGAGGACAAAGGGCGACCAUGCAGAUGACGAGGGGGAGGAUACGGAGGUUGAAGGUAGUGGAAUGAGGGAUAGUGUGUCGUAUGAGCCUACGAGGCUGGGUGAAACAGGGCAGAAACUGGUAGUGGACGAUGUCACAUCAAGUGGGCAGGCAACGUCUUCAGGGUUACAGGCCAAGAGCGGUGUGGUCGAUGCGAGAUCUAGACGCGCUGGUGAUGUCGGCUCAAGUGCUAGUGAGGUGUCAACCGAUAGCGAAUGGGAGAAGGUGGAGGAUACUCGUUGA
Molecule: messenger RNA, 555 nt
Organism: Ramularia collo-cygni
Lineage: Eukaryota; Fungi; Ascomycota; Dothideomycetes; Mycosphaerellales; Mycosphaerellaceae
Product: related to PKR1 protein
Exons: 1
Coding region: 1-555 (184 amino acids)
Biological process (GO): vacuolar proton-transporting V-type ATPase complex assembly
Cellular component (GO): endoplasmic reticulum membrane
Source: RefSeq, a predicted model, not a curated record